AGUACUAGCUGUGUACCGUACUGCAAUAAAAAAAAAAGAAACACGAGAUGUCAGCUGACUGAACCUCCGGCUCCAGCGCGCAUCAUCAGUGUGGACUGUGGUGGAAAUUGAUGACAUUUUUAGCAAAUAAAGGAAGUUGGGAGUACCACCAUCAUGUCUCGAGCUCCUAAAGAGACCUUGCGGCAGCGAAUGCAAGGUUUCUUUGGCAUUCGGGGACAGAAGGGAGCCAGCCCUGGAGAUGGACAAGUCAAGAAAGGAGAGUUCUUCAUUACCCCUUCGCUCAAGAAGGAAUUGAGUCGAGAGAGCCCUAUGAAUGUCCGGAUGAAAGCCAUCAAUCACCUAAGCACCCUUGUUGGAGAAAAGAAGUUAGAAGAUAAUGGAAUAGAAGCUAUAUGGGUACUUAUAUCAGACCUGCUAGAUGCUCAAGUCAAUGCCGAUCAUCGUCAUCUUGUUCUUCACUUUCUUAAAUGUGUGGUCAUCGGUCAGUCUGAAUUCCUUGGUCCAAUGAGAUAUCAUUUCUUUCAAGUGGUCAAAGGUCACAACAUCUUUGAAGAUCUACCUCAGAGAUUGGAUAUGUUGCGAGCUCUAAGUGAUAAUGGCAAGAAUCUGUUAGAUUUUGAGGAGGAUAUGGGACCGUUUCUUGUGUUGUGGAUGCCAGAUGUCAUCAGCUAUGGAAAAACUGCUGAGUUCCUUCAAGUCUUGGUGAAUGUCAUCAAAUAUAAUUCAUGUUACCUUGAUGAUCAUGUCAUUGCAGGCCUAGUUCAACAUACGUGUUCCAUCUGUAGUAGGACAGAGAAAGAGAAAGAUAUAGAACAAGCCCUUCACGUCUUGGAUGCUGUUAUCUGCUAUAGCUGCCUGCCCAGCGAGUCUUUAUAUCACUUCAUCACUGCCCUCUGUAGGACCGUCAGUGUCAAGCGAUUCUGCCAGUCUAGUUGGAAGUUAAUGCGUAAUCUUCUAGGCACCCAUCUAGGGCACAGUGCCAUCUAUACUAUGUGUUGUAUAAUGGAGGACAGUCAUAACAUCAGUGAUGUGGUUCUGCUUCGGGGAGCAGUGUUCUUUGUUGGUAUGGCACGCUGGGGCUCCAUGAAGGUACAGUCUCUACGUCACAUCAACUUCACUUCAGUCCUACCGUCAUUUGAGAGGGCCCUGACAUGUAAGCAUGUCUUGGUAGCAUAUGAAGUGACCAUUUCCCUUCAGAGAUUGGUCAAAAAGAAUGGCAUGGACAUCCAAGCAAUCACUUGGGACAUCAUCUUAGGAAUCAUAGAAAAGCUCUUCAGGAAUAUUGAGGAAUACGCAGUGAAUCAUGAGUACCUCCCUACCCAGCUCCACGAUCUUCUGACGAUGGUGGAGAAACUUUACGAGAGGAACAAAUUCAAUGGAUCGCAGCAACAACUUUUUGCCAUAGUGGAAGAGUUUGCACGGUUGAGGCCUGAUAGUUCUGUUCUGUGUCUCAUAAGCUACAGAGCUCUGGCCAUUCAUCCAACCAAAGAGAAUUGGAUCCCAAACCUUCUGAAGCUCCUUGAUCGUUACUUCAGGUCUGAGAGUCGUACGGUCAUCAGGGAGGCUGCUCUCAAUGUCUUAUCCUCUACACUUCACUCCAGCGGAAGUCUUUAUGAGGAUGACCUGAUUAAAAUGGUAGCUCUCCCACAGCUGAAGUCCAUCUGUGAUGACCGGGACCCGGUGGUCAGAAACUGUGCGGUCAAGCUGCUGAUGGACUCAGCCAAGGUCUGUCAAAGUCCUUUUUGUCUGGACAUACUGGACAUCAUAGAGAAGGUUGUAAUGAAGACCAUGCAUGUGAGAUCACAUGCAGGGGGAGCAGCAUCAGCAGAGUCUCAUCACACGUCACAUCUUACACCCCAUUCAGAAGAGGAAAGAGACUUGGUGGACGUGAUGACGGCCGUCACAGGUCUGCUUGAGCUUUUCAAGAUCAAGAUGUAUCGUGUUCCCUCCUCCCAUGCUGUAUUUGCAUUCGAGUUGCUAGGCAACCACAUGAAGCAGCAAUAUGAAAACAAAUACAACUCUGACAUGGCAAGCAACAUCAGAGCCAAGGUGUUUGAGUUCCUGCUUCAGCUAAGAGCAGAUAGCAUGUGUAGACUGGGCUUUCCAGGAGAGAAUGGAAUCUACAAAUAUAGCCCUCAUAUUCUAUGUGAUUCAAGAUUGGAAACUGAAUUAGCAGGAAAGACGUCUCCACCGGUAUGCAGUUCACCACCUCCAGGUGAAAGGCACCUUAAACCGACAAUCAUCCCUUUCAUCCGAGCAUUUAAAAUCGUCACAACAUGCUUGAGAGAGGAGACCCAUUGGAAGGUUCUAUCACUGGUCUUGCCCUGUCUGACCAAAGCUCUACAAAACAAGAACCUGGUCCUAGCUGCCAAUGCCAACAUGGAGAACCUCUGUGUAGUCCUUUGUUCCAUGGUGGAAGACAGAAGUCACAUAAAUCGUUUACAGCGUUCUGAAGGAUUCAACCGAAUUGAUUUCUAUACCGGUAUAUACAGUGCCCUGACUGCUCUGGUGCCAUACCAUACGCUGCUUGAUCAACAGAAGAAGGUGUUCCUGAUCAAGUGCUUUGAAGCCGGCCUGAAGCUGAAGUGUGCCCAGCAGUGCGUGGAUGGUUUGACCUUGUGUGUCAUUGAGAUGCAGGACACCAUGUUGAAGGUAUUGCCUUCUAUCAUCCUAGUCAUGUCUCAGAUGUCUGCUACUGCAACCAUGGCUAUCCCUGUCUUGGAGUUCCUUUCAAGUUUAAUCUGGUUUCCUCAGCUGUAUGCGAACUUUGUUGAGAGCGAAUACAUGAGUAUCUUUGCGGUGGCGCUUCAUUACACCAACCCAUUCAAGUUUUCCUUAUAUGUUGUAUCGCUUGCCCACCAUGUGAUUGCUAUGUGGUUCAUCAAAUGCCGUCUUCCAUUCAGGAGAGAGUUUGUAAAUUGUAUCACAAGGGGUCUUCAAGCGAAUGCCCUGAGACCUGUCCCAGACUUUGAGGGUAGCAGCUCUCCACCGAUCAUCGUCAAGCUUAGGAGAAGCAGCAGUCUUACAGAUAAAACCAACAAGAAUGAUCAAGGCAAAGGAAGGGGUGAUGAAGGAAGCAAUUCAAAGUCAGUCUCAACAGAAGAAGCUUUGGAUAUGCUGAACAAACUCCUAACCCAGACAUGCUUAGAUAUGAUGGCUAGGUAUACCUACUCUACAUUAGCCACCUAUCCAAAGAGAUCACCCGUUUCAGAGUUCCUCUUGGCUGGAGGUCAAAGUCAGAGCUGGCUUGUCGGAAACAAGGUCAUCACUGUCACGACUAGCGGAGGCAGCACCCGUCUGCAGCGCAACGGGGUGUGCGAGAAGUGCAACUCCCUGAUCCAGCAGUACAUAGAGACGACCUCCACGGCAUCCCAGGACAAGGCGGAGGAAGGGGCGGAGACGUGGACGCAGAAGGUGGCCGAUGAGAAGGUCGACAAGGAGCAGAAGCAACCGAGUUCACCGUCGGGUACAGGGUUCGGAAGGCUCAAGAGACAGAGAUCAAAGUCUGGUAACACACAGCGGGUAGACAGCAGUGGCAACGCACUGCAAAAAAAGGCCACCCGAACAGAGGACCAAGAAGAAGUGAAGCAUCUGACACUCUUCAGCUCUGUGACCCAAGAGGUCACGAGCAGCGGGUUGGACACAUCUCACGGGUCAUCGGCUGAAAGUCUCAAGGGAAGUGAUGGUAGUCUCUCCUCUACAAGAACUGGUUUGAAGGUCUCGUUUACAGGUGAUAAAGGUCAAGGUUCAAAGGUGAAUCCGUCAGCAGCAGCUGCUGGAAAUAAGCCACCAUCCAAGGUGAUGUUUUCAGGUGUCCCUGAUGUCAGCCAGGGAUCAAAGACAACAGCCGGUGCCUUUGAGACAUCUCAUGGACCAUCGUCUGAAGGGAAGAAAACGGGUGAUGGCCUGUCUGAAUCGGGACAUUCCAAGAAGGAAGACAGCAGUCAUCCAUCAAAGGUGACUUCCAAGGUUAUGUUUGCGGCUGAUAAAGGCCAGGGUUCAAAAGCACAUCAGAAAGAAACCGGUACUUGCCCCCCAGGGUCAGUCAAGCCAGUGUCUAUUACACAGGGAGGUUCUGAUACCAGUCAGGGGUCAAAGGUCAAUCAGACAGGAAAUGGGAUGGCGGACAGUGGAGAUCAGUUGACCUUCAAGCCGCGGUACUCCUCCCGCGUCUCCUCCGCCUCCAUCUACCAAUGCAACUGCUGGUGUCAGGGGUGGGCAGAGAUCCAUGUCAGACGUCCGACGGGAAACACCUCCUGGAUCAUGCGCAUCCAGAACGGUGGCGCCCUUGUCCCGUCCUCACACGAGUUCCCUCUUGCCGAUAUCUCAGCGUUGCUCCUGCGGAACAGAGACCUGGACAUUGAUGCAGACAUGGUGAUGCCUGAUGAUAGUGGGUCCGAGGAUGAGAUGUGUUCUCUGGAUGAAGAGGAAGAAGAGGAGGAGGGGGAUAUCCAUGAUGGCAAGCAGAGCAUCGGUCAUGGAGCCUUGUUGGAUUUCAGCAGCCCCUCAUUUAAUGAUGAGGAGGAUCUUUUUUCUGAUAUUCUUUGUCUGCAAUCUGACAUGGAUUCGUUGAGCUUUCCUAGAACCGAGAUGGGGCUGUCUCCCAUGACCCCAAGUUUCCUCCAGGAUUACAGUGCCAUGAGGAAGAGAGAACUGGGGGAGAAAAGGGAUUCUUCGUACAGGGAAUUGCUAAAGGAGUUUGAUGAAAAGCCAGACGACCUUGAAAAUGUGGGUACCUCGCCCAAGCUUAGGUUGAUGAGAUCCAACUCUUCACCUGCCCUGAUCAAGAUGGGGGAGCCCGCCAACCUACCAACCCUCUCCCCUCGCUCAGUGGCACGAUCCUUCCUGGAAGAUACAGCCCAGAAGCCAGGGUCCUACAAAGACCCUUCGUUCCUCUCCAAGCGCUACUCUCAGGAAGUGCCACCAGACCUCUGGCCAUCCGCCGGAGAAGAGAAGACUGACCAAGGCGGGGACCAGGUGGAUGGACUCCUGCAGACGAGUGGGUCAUCAGAGUUUGUGGACAUCAGCUAUAAGGACAUUGAGGUUGAAGAGACGUCUACAAAGGCCGCACCAACGUCAGCAUCAUCAACUGCUCCGGAAAACCCUGCCACAACUGUUCCAGAUGCUCGUGACAGUACUGUCUCAAAGACUACUGCAGGUGGUGAACAGGAAUCUAAAGUAGAGAAGCCACAAACCUUGCCCGUUGUUCCUCAUUCAGUGAAAGAAGAGAGCAGGCAGCUGUCUAGGAAAAACUUGGAGUACAAUCAACAUUCCUCACGUCCCAGAGGUCACACGGUGUCUAUUAUGGUUCGUCGGGAUAGGCAUAAAGGACAGCAAGGUGAUAGCAGGAGUCGUAGGACCUCAGACACUAAGCAUAGGGGAUCGUUUACCCAACGCGACACCUUCCGCUCUGGUAUAAAUCCAAGCUUUGUAUUCCUUCAGGUAUAUUUCUCUCCAUUGUUUACCGAGGGUGCUGAGAGACCCAUUGCUAUACCCCUCUCACAGGUUGGUCAGAGAGCUGUCAAGGUACUGGACAGGAUACCACCUUAUGACACUCAUAAAAUAGGUGUGGUCUACGUAGGAGAAUCACAGGCCAACGACGAGACAGCUAUCCUGUCUAACGUGUAUGGAUCAGCACGCUACAUGAACUUCCUACGAGGGCUGGGUCAACUGGUGUCACUCAAGGACAUUGACCCUGAUGAGGUGUACACCGGAGGCCUGGAUAGAACCGGUUCUGAUGGCAACUUUACCUACUGGUGGCAGGAUGACAUCAUGCAAGUUAUAUUCCACAUUGCCACUCUGAUGCCUAACAAGGAAUCUGAUCCCAUGUGUAACGGGAAGAAGCUUCACAUUGGCAAUGACUUUGUAUCCAUCGUCUACAAUGAGAGUGGACAGCCUUAUAAACUGGGGACCAUCAAGGGUCAGUUCAACUUUGCUGAGAUUGUUGUAGAGCCUUUAGACAAUGAUAGCAAUCUAGUCUCCAUACAAGCUAAACCAGAGUUGGAGCAUAUGUUAGGUAGACGAGGCCCCUGGAUGGUGUCUGAUCAACGAGCGGCUCUCCUUAUCAGACAGAUGGCUCUUCAUGCCAAUUUGGCCUCUCAGAUCCACCGUAGCCGUCCAGCCGAAGCCUACUGCUCCAACUGGCUUGAGAGACUGCGGCACAUCAUACGCAUUCAGGACAAAGUCAGCCACAUGGGGGCGCCCUCUAACCCCAUGAUGAACGUCAUGUCGUCCCGCUAUCUUCAGACACCGGAGAAGAAGUCAAACGGGCAGACCAAAACAGCUAAAAUCAGUGACUUCACAGACUAUGCAUAGUGCAGAGAUAAUAAUAAUGAUAAUGAUAAUUGAGGCAUAGUUCUUUUUGCAGUUUACAAUUAUGAAUAAACAAAAUAUGAAUAUACCAAAAGACAGUAAAAUCAUUUAUGACAAUAACAUACACCAAGUUCUUUUUGCAGUUUACAAUUAUGAAUAAACAAAAUAUGAAUAUACCAAAAGACAGUAAAAUCAUUUAUGACAAUAACAUACACCAAGUUCUUUUUGCAGUUUACAAUUAUGAAUAAACAAAAUAUGAAUGUACCAAAAGACAGUAAAAUCAUUUAUGACAAUAACAUACACCAAAAUAUAUCAUAAACAUACAGUUUAGGUGUUAAACUAUUAUAAUGACAAUAUUCCGCAUUUAUAUAGCGUCCUGAUACAUCCGAAUGUCAUCUUUAUGUGCUUCAGAGAUUUCUUUAGUCUGUUGAACAUUCAAUUUUGACAAUCUUGUACAUCACAAUGCUGAAAACUCACAUUCAGGUGUGUAAGUACAAUAGACAAUAUACUCUGUGUGUUUUGUGAAUGAAAUGUGACUUGAGUCAAAGUUGGGUGCCCCCUGUAUGUGACUCUAUAAAGUUAACAUUUUCAGCUCUAUAAUGAUGUAUCAUUUCAACCAUUGGGUGUUCAUAACACACUUUACAAAGCUAAGACUAUUGCCUACCACAGAAGAUUGCUUUUGACGAAUGAGAGAUCAAAUUUAUUUAAAGCAGCUUGACUCUCCCACUAUUGUGGGUGACAAAAGGAAGUUGAUAACUCCAGAUAGAAACCUUCAUUCUCCACACAUCCUGUUCAUUGUUAUGGACAUAAUGAUAUCAAUUUAAGUGCUUGCCCUGUCUUAAAUUACAGGGAAAUCCCCCAUAAUGAGGCUGCCACCAUCCAGUUCAAUUCGAGAUAAUGUGAGAGAAAUAUAUUGGGUCUUCAGAAAAGAGAACAUAAUUUAUUUUAAUGAAAAUAAUAUAAUGUGUGACUUAAUGUUGGACUGAUAGCUCCAUAUAUUACGAAUUGGUACAGUUACAAUAUUCUACAUUAAAUACACAAACAUGUAGACACUGGGUGUACUUGUUUUCAGAAAAUAUUCUUUACAAAAAAUAACUUUUACAAUGAUAAGGAAAAAAAGUUUAACUUUUCAGAAAAUGCCUUGCAACACAGCCCAGGGAAUCUAGUUUCUAAGUAUUUUGUUCAUAAAUUGCAAUACUUGAUAGUUUUCAUCUCUUAAUUUGCUAGUAUUGUAUGUUUUCCUGCUAAAUACAACAAUAGUGAUGAUAUUGAUGAUCAUUAUAAUGUUAUUAAUAAUGAUGAUUAUUACAAGGAAACUGAUAGAAAUGGGGAUUUUGAUAUUACGAAAAAAAAGAUAAUAGAAAAAUGUGUCACAUAGUAUGAGGGUAACCGGCCGUAGAUAUCCACAAAAUUCCAUAGCUUAGUGUAAUUUGUACAUUCUUUCAUAUUUGAGUCUCUGGCAGUUGAGUGUGGAAUACAGUACUAUAACAUUUCUACAAUUGGGAGUUGUUUGGUUUUCAUUUUCAUCUCAAUUUAUGUGCAAAUCUAGGAUCUACCCCUACUGACUCUAUUGAAAUACAGAAUGUACUUUUUGAAAAUCUGACCAACCAAUUUAUAAAAAUAGCACUUACAUGUGUUUGUUUACAUGACUUUGGACAGAUGUCUAUUUCAUUAAUAAGUACACUCUGUGUGUAAAAUCAUUCAUGUAAUAGGUGGAUAUCAUAUCAAUAUUUUGUGUGAUAGCGUUUGUUGAGGGAGAAUGAGAUAUUCUUUAUUUGUUUUUAAGCAAGUGAAGAUUGCUUCCAAAAAUUUUUUUUUUUGUUUAAUACUCCUUUUUGUCUAUUUUUGUAUUGUUUUAUUAAACAAAGGCAUUAAAUGAUAUAUUUUGUGUUCAAUGUGAGAAUGAAAAAGAGACACAAAAUCUCAAUUUUGUAAGAAUUGUUUUAUUUUUUUCAAAAUUUUCUUUUUGAAUGAACUGUGCAUAGGUUCUGGAGCAAACCAAAUGUUUAUUGUUACUUUUGUUAACCUUUGUUAUUGUGCAAUAUUAUAAAUUUUGAAUAAUUAUAUUUUGAAUCAUCUUUGGGGAUUUGGUUGCUUUUCAUCUAGAUUCCAAGACUAAACUGUUGUGACAGUCUGAUGUAAGAUUAAACAUGUUAAACAUG
Lytechinus pictus (painted urchin) is the source of this 8474-nucleotide messenger RNA. RefSeq names its product tuberin-like. The record is from RefSeq and is a predicted model, not a curated record. Gene Ontology annotation, biological process: negative regulation of TOR signaling; regulation of cell cycle; negative regulation of phosphatidylinositol 3-kinase/protein kinase B signal transduction. Gene Ontology annotation, cellular component: TSC1-TSC2 complex; cytoplasm; nucleus. The coding region runs from base 154 to 6315 and encodes 2053 amino acids. Gene Ontology annotation, molecular function: GTPase activator activity. The transcript is spliced from 37 exons. NCBI's taxonomy places the organism in Eukaryota, Metazoa, Echinodermata, Echinoidea, Temnopleuroida, Toxopneustidae.